Ruditapes philippinarum (Manila clam) is the source of this 1343-nucleotide messenger RNA. Its product is annotated as thiamine transporter 1-like. The coding region runs from base 57 to 1343 and encodes 428 amino acids. The transcript has 3 exons. Gene Ontology annotation, cellular component: plasma membrane. NCBI's taxonomy places the organism in Eukaryota, Metazoa, Mollusca, Bivalvia, Venerida, Veneridae. Gene Ontology annotation, molecular function: vitamin transmembrane transporter activity. The record is from RefSeq and is a predicted model, not a curated record. Gene Ontology annotation, biological process: transmembrane transport; vitamin transport.
UUGAUAUAAUCUGUGUGGUUUCAAUUAAUUUAAUAGUUACAUAUCAAUAAAUCGUGAUGGCGUGGAAACAAUUGACAAUCGGUCUCUCUACGUUAUGCUUUGUUAAAGAAAUGCGUCCAUCAGAACCAUUUCUUUCAUUAUAUUUAGAAGAAAAUAAAAAUUUCACAUUUGAGGAUAUACGGCAGGAGAUAUACCCAUGGUGGACGUAUUCAUCUCUUGUUUGGAUCAUACCAGUGUUCCUGCUUGCAGACUUUUUUCGGUACAAACCCGUCAUAAUCGUUAUAAAUGCAGCUGCAGUUGGCUCAUGGGCUCUCUUGUUGUGGGCUGAGGGUGAAGUUGCGAUGAGAUUUGCACAGGUUUUAAACGGUAUUUUUACAGCUGGCGAACUAGUUUAUUAUUUCUAUAUUUUUAUAGAAAUACCUAAAGAACAUCUAAAGAAAGUUUCGCUCUAUUUUCGAGCCUCGACUAUUUGUGGUAAACUAUUUUCGUUUGUAACCACGCAAUGUCUUUAUUCAUUUUGUGUAGCAGACCUUUAUGGUCUGAACUGGUCUUCAUUUAUAGGUGUAUGUGGUGCAUUGUUCAUAUCCUUUCUUUUACCAUGGACUAAACACUCAGAGAUAUUUCACAGAGUGUCAUAUUCAAUACCAAAAGGACCAACACCAUCUGACACCGCUGAGGUGGAGACUGAUGUAUCUGAUCUUAAUGAUUCUGGAUAUCAAGAUUAUAUGGAAAAAGAUAAUCUCAUGAUCUCUGGAGAUAAGUUACAUCACAGUUCAAAUGAACCUGGUUAUAGAUAUAAACUUUUAUAUAUGUGGACGGGGUUGAAGUACGUUUACAGAAACGAAGGAGUGUUCGUUUGGUCAAUUUGGUGGGCACUGGCUACAUGCGGAAACUUUCGGAUAUAUUACUACGUCCAAAACUACUGGGGUUCGAUCAUUGGUGAUGACACCGAAUGUCAUGACCUUAUAUACAAUGGAGCUGUGGAGGCAAUAUCAUCACUGUUUGGUACUAUUGCCAUUUUCCUAACUUUGUGCGCACCGGUUAAAUGGUCGACGCGAUCAGAAAUGGUAAUGUCCGUCUUGUGUGCUUGUAAUGCCGCUUUUCUGAUUUUAAUGAUGGAGCAUAAAAAUAUAUGGCUAGCGUAUGUUAUGUACGUCUUGUUUCGGACAUCACACAUUAUAAUAGUAACCAUAGCAACUAUACAGGUAACGCUGCAUUUAGAAAGACAGUUGUAUGCAGUAGUGUUUGGCUGUAAUAAAGUUUUUGUCACUUCCCGAAAAAGAGGGCGGUGGUUACAUUUUUGGUGGCUGAAUAGAGCAGGGGAAAUUUGGGCUUGGGGUUGA